UUUAGAACAAACACCACUUUAUAACCUGUUUCUUUCUCCUGGGAAAUUUUCUUAAAACCUCAAAACCCUAUCUCAGAAAAAAAACAAAAAAAAGAAAAAGGAAAAGAAAAUCCAUGGCGACCAACACCGGCGAGUAUCGCCUCAGCUGCGAACUCCGCGGCCACGAAGACGACGUUCGUGGCAUUUGCGUAUGCGACGAUCUAGGGAUCGCGAGUUCGUCGAGAGACAGAACGGUGAGAUUUUGGACUCCAGAUCCCCAAAAAAAGCACAGAUUUUUGCUGUCCAAGACUUUGGCAGGGCAUUCGAGCUUCGUUGGGCCGUUAGCUUGGAUUCCGGCGAGCGAUCGGUUCGCUGAGGGCGCACUUGUAUCGGGAGGGAUGGAUACACUUGUUUUGCUGUGGGAUUUGAGUCGAGGAGAGGUUGCGGAGACGAUGAAGGGGCAUCAGCAGCAGGUUACAGGGAUUGCUAUUGAUGAUAAUGGAGAUAUCAUCUCUUCGUCAAUUGAUUGUUCAAUUCGGCAGUGGAGGAAAGGCCAAACUGUUGAGUUCUGGGAAGCUCACAAAGUGGCUGUUCAAGCUGUUGUGAAAUUGUCAACUGGUGAACUUGUUACUGGCUCGAGUGAUUCGACUGUUAAGCUUUGGAGAGGAAAAACUUGUUUGCACACAUUUCAGGGUCACACAGAUACUGUUCGGGGUCUUGCAAUUAUGCCUGAUUUGGGUAUUCUGUCUGCAUCACAUGAUUGGUAAAUUAUCCUUCAAGUGUGUUUUA
This is a messenger RNA of Asparagus officinalis (garden asparagus), 768 nucleotides long. RefSeq names its product phospholipase A-2-activating protein-like. The transcript is spliced from 5 exons. The record is from RefSeq and is a predicted model, not a curated record. Gene Ontology annotation, biological process: ubiquitin recycling; proteasome-mediated ubiquitin-dependent protein catabolic process. The coding region runs from base 114 to 746 and encodes 210 amino acids. Gene Ontology annotation, molecular function: ubiquitin binding. Gene Ontology annotation, cellular component: nucleus; cytoplasm. NCBI's taxonomy places the organism in Eukaryota, Viridiplantae, Streptophyta, Magnoliopsida, Asparagales, Asparagaceae.